Haliotis rufescens (red abalone) is the source of this 7401-nucleotide messenger RNA. RefSeq names its product TBC1 domain family member 9-like. The record is from RefSeq and is a predicted model, not a curated record. Gene Ontology annotation, molecular function: calcium ion binding. The transcript has 31 exons. The coding region runs from base 136 to 4131 and encodes 1331 amino acids. Lineage: Eukaryota; Metazoa; Mollusca; Gastropoda; Lepetellida; Haliotidae.
GUGACCUUGUACUUGCCUCAGAUGUAGACGAUUAUAAUGAUCGGAAAGAAGGCUAUUUAGUUUAUUAAUUUUCUCAGGAGCCAUCGGAUGUAAAGGACAGCUAUUUGUUUGAGGCGAUCAUUAAUAGUUGUCGUGAUGUGGGUGAAACCAGAGGAAGUUCUUCUGGCCAACGCGCUGUGGGUCACGGAGAGGGCAAACCCAUACUUCAUCCUACAGAAGAGGAAAGGAUAUGGAGGAGGAGGUCUCACAGGGCUGCUUGUUGGCACCUUGGAUACAGUGUUGGAUAACAAGACCUACCCAUACCGUAUUCUUCAUCAGACACCAGGAUCAGAAGUUAGUUACUCUGUUGCCGUGGCGACCAACAAGCGAGAAAUCAGCAAGGACUGGGAAUGGCUGGAACAGCAUCUCAUGCAGACACUUAGUGCCUUUGAGAGUGAUGAGGAGGCGACUGACUUUGUACGCUGCAAGAUAGAGAGCUUGUUGGCCAACAGAGUAGUGCUCAAAGAAGAUGAGGAAACUGAGAGGUUCAAGUCGGCUACCAAGAAGUUCAGGAAACUAUUCAAUAUGCCAAAGGAAGAAAAACUUGUAAACUACUAUUCCUGCAGCUACUGGAAGGGCAAGGUGCCAAGGCAGGGCUGGAUGUAUCUGAGUGUGAAUCACCUCUGCUUCUACAGCUUCCUGAUGGGCAGAGAGGCCAAACUCAUCCUCAGGUGGACGGACAUCACGAAACUGGAUCGAGGCAACAACAUGUUGUUCCCCGACAGUGUCAAGGUGUCAACUCGGGAGGCUGAUCAUUUCUUCUCAAUGAUGCUCCACAGUAACGAGUCCUACCGUCUGAUGGAACAACUUGCUAAUAUGGCCAUGAGACAAUUGAUGCAAGAGGGUGGAUUUGAAGAAGAUACAACGAUUUCCUCCAGAACCAAACGGAAGACCUCAAGGAAGAUAUCGUCACUCAAGAGGGACCUUGACGCCAGAGCUCGGAGUGAGGCCUUCAGACAAGCGUUCCGGCUGCCCGACGGGGAGAAGUUGGAUGGGGACGAGGAGUGUACGCUGUGGACGCCUUACAACAAGCAGCAUGUGUGGGGCCGGGUGUACCUCAGCAACAACUACCUGUGUUUUGCUAGUCGGGUUGGUAUCCCAGUACGCGACCUUGUGACUGUCAUAAUCCCUCUCCGUGACAUCCUGGUGGUGGAGAAGGUAGAUAACUCCGUGUCGGGGAACCUGAUACAGAAAGCACUGCAUAUAACGACGAAAGGCAAGCUCAAUUUCACGUUUGCACAGUUUGAUGACAGAAACUUCAUCCUGGAGAAGAUAUCCGACUUCCUCUCAAAGCAGUCAAUUAACAGAAGCAAGAGGAGGACUGUCAGCACAUCGUCUGAGGGGAAAGGAAGCAUCAGUGAGGAGCCUGAUGAGGAACAGUUUCAGCCGGCCCUCAUCAGUCUGUUCUGCCGCCGCGACUCGGAUGAGCUGUCUUCCAGAGAAACCGUCAAACAACACUUGUGGGACGUAUACUUCUCUGAAUAUGGCAGGGGCAUGUGUUCGUACCGCACCCAUCGCACCCUGGAGCUCAUCCUGAAGGGCAUCCCUGACAAGUACCGGGGGGAGACGUGGAUGAUCUUUUCUGGUGCCCUGAAUGAGAUGAACACGAACCCCGGCUACUAUGCAAAUAUUGUGAACCAAAGUAAAGGGAAGUCCACCAUUGCCACUGAGGAGAUUGAAAGAGACUUACACAGAUCAUUGCCGGAACACCCAGCCUUCCAGACUGACCUGGGCAUCGGGGCGCUGCGGAGGGUGCUGACGUCCUACGCCUGGAGGAACCCCAACAUAGGUUACUGUCAAGCUAUGAACAUCGUGACCAGCGUGCUGCUGCUGUACACAAGUGAGGAGGAGGCGUUCUGGCUGCUGACGGCCAUCUGUGAGAGACUUCUUCCAGACUACUACAACACUAAGGUGGUCGGGGCGCUCAUUGAUCAAGGGGUGUUCGAGGAGCUGAUCCGGGACUACAUCCCGAGUCUGUACCAGAAGCUGGACACCCUGGGGCUGCUGUCGAUGAUCUCCCUGUCCUGGUUCCUCACCAUUUUCCUCAGUGUGAUGCCGUUCAACUGUGCCGUCAACAUCUUGGACUGUUUCUUCUUCGAUGGCGCCAAGGUGAUAUUUCAAAUAGCUUUAACCAUCCUUGACAACAAGAGUGGGGAGCUGCUGGGGUGUGCGGAGGAUGGGGAGGCCAUGACUGUUCUGUGUCAGUACCUGGAGAACGUGACCAACCGGGACUCCACCAUGCCACAAGUACAGCACACCUCCAACAUGUCCCGCUCACAGGACCAGUCGUCCGUUGACGUGACAGAUUUGAUUGACAGCAGUUACCGGAAGUUUGGCAUCAUCACCAAUCAGGACAUCGAGCAACUUCGUCUCAAGUACCGACUUAGGGUUGUACAGACAAUUGAGGACAACGUGAUGAAGAACAUUGUUCGCAGUGUGUCAUCGGAUACACUAUUUGAGGGCAAGGAGCUCGCCGACCUGUACAUUCUCUUCAAGGAGGAAUACUUGACUUCCUGCUACUGGCGCACCAGUCAACAGCCGGUGGACACGAGCGACAAGUAUGACCCUGCCAGACCCUACUAUGAGCAGUACAAGGUGGACUUUGACCAGUACAAGACCAUGUUCCUGUCCCUGUCGCCAUGGGCAACAGGCUCACAUGCAGGAGUCACAGCCCUUAGAUCUUUCAGGUACCUGGACAGCAACAAGGACAACAUGGUGAACUUCAAGGAGUUUGUGCACCUGCUGGGUGUGCAGUGCAAGGGGGACUUCAACCAACGCCUCCGUCUCAUCUACAUCCUCCAUCAGCCGCCCUGCUUGCUGCCAAAUGAGAAGGAUGAGGAAACACCUACAUCCCCUCAAUCAGACUCGACAGAGAGUGCUGUGGAGGCGACAGACUUCUUCGAUGACGAUGAUGCAGCCAACGCGCAGAAGGAGUGUGAUGCUGCUGAUGACUUAGAAUUGCCAAGUGUCCCUACUGUCAAGGCCACUGCCCCGAGAGACAUUCCUGCCCCUCCCGGGGAGAAGGCCUGCCCCCCAGGUUCCCUGCCCCUGGGGUCAGUGGAAAGAGACACAUCCCUAGGGGAGAGUGUUGGAGAGGAAUCUGGUCAAGACCCCACAGAGAACUCCAGCAUUGAAUCGCCUACAAGAAGCAUCAGUUCCAAGUCCAGCUUCAAGAGGUUUGAGUUGAAGAGGAUCCGUGCCGACAGCAAGGAUGACUUCAGGAGCAUACCGAGGAUGAACCAGUACCAAUUCAUUCAGAUGUGGAAGACCCUGUAUGACAUGUUCAAUGAACACGAAGAAGAACAGCAGCUCUACCAUGCAAUUGCCACCAUCGGCACGUUGCUUCUUCAGAUAGGGGAGGUUGGGAAACGAUUCAUGCGGAAAAGUGAAUCAGGAGACAGCAGCCUGUUUACUGAGUCUGACCUGCCUCUGUCCUCGAGCAUCGACAGUCAGAGUGACAUGUCCAUCAGCCCCAGUCAGAGAACUCUCGAGAGCAGCUCGCCAUUCGAAAGUCAUCUAAAUACACCAACGAAUUCAUCCAAUCCUUCUGCAGAUAAAGACAAUUUGACCAAUAAAACUUUAGCAGAAGGUGAUAAUGCUGUGGCUAUUAAAGACCCAAACAGCAAUGUAACUGAUGGGGAGGACAGUAUUGCCAAGGGAGACAAUGCUGACAAAUCUAAGGGGGAUAACUCUCAUGCAAAGGGAGACAAUUCUGACAAGUCUAAAGGUGAUAAUUCCCAGAAGGAACUGAAAACUGAGGACAGUUUGAAGGAGAAUGUAUCCGAAGAAGAAAAUGGCAACUCAAGUCAAAAAUCAGGCAACAGUGCUGAUGCUUCUCGGGAAAGUCGUAGCAGCGUUGCUUCCGAGGGUCAACAGUCGUACGAAGAGUCAUCCCCAAACUCCAGCAAACCAGACUCAGAAUGGUCGAUCUCCUUUGAACAAUUUCUUGCAUCCAUGCUAACUGAACCAGUACUAGUGAAGUAUUUUGAAAAGCAAUACAAUGUAUGCGAUUCAGUCUCAAAAAUGAGAAACAGAAGAUUACUAACACAGACGAGUACAUUUAGUCAGGCAUCAGCUCCGUCAAGCUCUUAAUAUCUGUGAUCAUAAUAGCUUUGUGUCUUCUAGAGUGUAUUUUCAAAUUUAUUAGCUCAGAUGUAGAAAACUUUGAUGAAAUGCAAAAAAUAUGUAUUGUCAUAAUGCAUUAUGAUAUUUGAUACAUAGGGUUAAGGCUAGUCUUGGGGCAUUUGCAACAUAUGGACCCCGUUAUGUAACUGCCUUAGGAUCUUGUGAAAAGUUACAAUGGAAGCUGAAAAAAAUACUAGUUGAGAUAGUUAUUUUCAAAGCAGAUAAUGCAGUGGCUUUCAUUUAAUAUAUUUCUUGGAACAGUGGGGAAGCCUAGUGGUUAAAGUGGUUGCUCAUCGCACUAUAGACCGGGUUUGAUUCCCCACAUGGGUACAAUGUGUGAAGCUCAUUUCUGGUGUCCCCUGUCGUGAUAUUGCUGGAAUAUUGCUAAAAGUUGUGUAAAACCAGACUCUCUCAGAAAAAUAAUCAAGUUAAAAUAUCCAUCUAUCCAUUUCUACAAAUUGAAUGCACAGCAAGACAGCCUAUGCUAAUGAAAUUACUUCAAGAAAUACUUCAACCCUGAGAUUUGUAUGUUGUAAUAUCAAGGACAACAAAUUUUGAAGUUGUUUAAUUAUCUCAAAAAUGUUGUUAGGUCAUAAGAUGUUUUAUUGAUAUUUAUUUAUGUAUUACCCAAAAAAUGUUUAGGUGAAAGGACUUUUUAUUGAUGACAUCUGUUAGUGCUUGUAUUUGCUUCGUUUAGACAUGUUCUUUGUUGUAUAUACUGUAGAUAUACAGUGUUAUUGCAGAAUAUUUGCAGUCUUAAAAAUCGGAUCUUUUCUUCAGCUUUGACAGUUCCCUAUGUCAAGAUCUGACACUAACUCCCUGGGAGGUCUUGUGAGGUGAACCCUGAACAAAGCCCAAUCAAAAUAUAUGAUGUGUUGGGGUUAGAGCCGUUAUACAUAGACUAACAUGAUUCCACUUCAUUGGCCAUCUGGCAGACGUGGGCCAUGCUUAUGGAAAGAAGUGCUAAGGUUGGUUUGGGAGAAAUGAAACCAUAGCUAGAUGAAGUCCUUGUGAAAGAUGUGAUUAAAACAACAGGGUGAAAACUAUCCACAAUAUAAUUUGGCCUUUCGUUUUCUCCAUUUGGAACUGCCUGUUUAAAUUUUAUUCCUGGAUGCAGCAGUCUUCUCCAUAUAUAUAUGCUUUGCUCUCUCAUACCAAGAAUUUAGAAACCUCCAUGUUGAUUGGCUGGUUGAAGAGUUCACGUGAUACGACUUCCUAACGAGGUUUGUCUUGAUGUCUAAGCAUGUUAAAAGAUCUGAUUUGAAUGAGACUUGCAAAUUUGUAUAUGAAACUAUUUUGAUGAAGGUGUUUGUUGUUACAUUGGUUCAUGGUUUCAAGAUAGGUAAUGUGUGAAUGUGACCACAGUGUCGGGCACUCGUCUUUUUAUACUUUGUUGACUAUUACUUUACAUUAAUUCUGUGGUUCUAUGGGUUAUUCAUGCAUAUUAAUUCAAGCUUGAAUGUAUCACUUACCCUUUGAUUGUGAAAAUUAACAUCUCUUGUAAAGAUGUAAAUCAAAAGUGAAGUCAUUAAGGGGACAGGAUCACAAAUAUGCACUAGUAGUGUUUUCAAAUUAAACAACCUGGAAAAGGACAACACGGGGCGUUCCGAACGACAGUUACGUGCUGUACGACUGAUUCUGUAGAAAUCUUUGUCUUUGUCUUACUUCAAUUGGAUAAACAUUGAAAUAAAAGACUUUCCAUGACCUCUGGGAAGUGCUGCUAUACAAUCUUGGCCAUCUGUUAGUUUUCAAGUUUUGAAUCAAUAUUUUUCAAAGCAUAGUCUGGAAUGGAAGUCGCAAGUUAACACGAGUGUCGAAAAGCUUGAGAAAGCUUCUUUCUGAUUGGUGAAUGACAAUUUCUUGUUGGUGAUUUCAUUGGUCGGUCAAAGUACACAAAAGGUCGUUCUGACCUGACCUGUAUUGGGAUGUCCUCAGAUCUUUGUGUAGUGGUAGUGAGAACUGAGAACUGAUUUCCCGAAGGUAUACAAUUUGUUGUUAAAACACUAUUAUGACAACACAAGGUUGAUGUGUGUCAGAGCUUGUUGAGAUAUGAAGAUUGAAUAUUAUUUUUGCUUCAGAUAAUGUUACUAUAUUUUGCUAUGCCAAAUGACUGCAUGCUAGUGCUUCCAUGACUUGUCUGCAUGUGUAAAUGUCAGUACACUAUAGGAUUUCAUGAGAUAGUGCCCAGCUGCCAUGGUAACAGCCAGUUUAUGCCUUGUCAAAUGAUUAUUUUGCGAGAAUACAGAGAAAUAGACAUAAUUAUUGGUGUGUGUGUGAUAUUUCUGUAAGGGUUUUCUUUAUGGUUGAUGGUCCAUUUUCCCUUAUUGAUAUUAAAUGCUGACAGUUGAUAUAAAAGCAAAAAAUGUUUGAUUUUACAGUGUCAUGAUGCAGUGUCUUGAUACAGUGUGUCGUGAUACAGUGUCUUGAUUCAAUGUGUCAUGAUGCAAUGUCUUGAUACAAUGUGUCAUGAUACAAUACGUCAUGAUGCAGUGUCUUGAUACAAUGUGUCAGGAUGCAGUGUCAUGAUGCAAUCUCUUAAUAGAAUGUAUCACAAAUCCAGAACAUAAAAAAGUUUCUUCACAUUUUUUGGCAUUGAGUCAUGGCAUCUUACAAAAAUCUAUCUUCUGGACACUUCUUGUGUAAGUUUUGGCACAUAUCCCUGGGAAAGUGCAAUAAAACUAACUGUUAGAUUUUUAUUAACCAUGAUGGUUAAAUCUUAGUGUUAAUAUUACUUCAUAUCAAUUAGAAUAAUAAAUGACAAAAUUCAUUACAUUUGAUUUGAAUGGAUCAUACCUAUCCGUAUAGUGCUUCCAUUACAUUAUUUGAUGAUAUUUAUAUUAUGUGUUAUGUGUUGCUUGUAUGAUCCUUUUAAAUAUGAUUCAUAUUAUUUCGAUUUAUCUCAUACCAUUUGUUUUAUGCUAGUCAACUUAAGAUAGGAAUACUGAGCUAGUGAUGCCUGUCGGGACCAGUGCCACCCACACUGGAUGUACUCAGUUUGGUGUGUGGUGUGCAUGUUAUUUGCUGUGAUAUGACCAGGAACAAUUCACCACCAUACCUUAGUUCUGGAAGUGACGCCAUACCUUAGAUCUGGAAGUGAUGCCAUACCUUAGUUCUGGGACCCAUGAAGAUCCGGGGUAGAAUAGUUCGUCAGCAACCCGUGCUUGCUGUAAAAGGUGACUAUUCUUGUCAUAAGUGGCAACUAACGAGAUCGGGUGGUCAGGCUCGCUGACUUGGUUG